GGGGGAGAAAAAGAAAAGGAAUAUAAAGUGGCCAUUGAAGCAGAUGAUGAAGAAGAAGAAAGCAGAGAAGGAGAGUUCAACGCCACUGCCGCUCCGCCGUCUCUCUCGGCCAGCGAUCGAGCCCUAGACGCCGGAUUCCUCUGCCGACGACAAGGCAAACCAUGGCACUCAUAUCCAAUGCUGGUCCCUCAUGCAAACUCGGGAACGAGAUAAUGCGGAGCCGAUCGGGUUAUGAUCUGGUUUUUGGCCCGAUUAAUAACGUUGAGACGGCCAGAACGAAAAUGAUGUGCCUCAAUUUUCCUUCCUCCUCACGUUGUUCGUCCAAGAUCGCACACGCUCUUCGUAUAGAUGAUGUUUCCAGGGGCUGCAAGAGGAGACGUCAGGUCAUAGUUGCUGCUAGUCCUCCCACAGAAGAUGUAGCAGUUGCAACAGAACCGCUAACCAAAGAGGAUCUCAUAGCAUAUCUUGCCUCUGGAUGCAAGCCCAAGGAAAAAUGGAGAAUAGGAACCGAACAUGAGAAAUUUGGCUUUGAGAUUCAGACUUUACGUCCCAUGAAGUAUGAACAAAUUUCUGAGUUGCUUUAUGGCAUUUCCGAAAGAUUUGACUGGGAAAAAAUAAUGGAAGGCGACUACAUAAUAGGACUAAAACAGGGGAAGCAAAGUAUAUCAUUGGAGCCUGGUGGUCAAUUUGAGCUUAGUGGCGCACCUCUUGAAACUCUGCAUCAAACUUGUGCUGAAGUUAAUUCGCACCUUUACCAGGUAAAAGCUGUUGCAGAAGAGAUGGGAAUAGGUUUCUUGGGAAUCGGCUUUCAGCCUAAAUGGGGACUCAAAGAUAUACCUGUGAUGCCAAAGGGAAGAUAUGAGAUUAUGAGGAAUUACAUGCCUAAGGUCGGCUCCCUUGGUCUUGAUAUGAUGUUCCGGACAUGCACAGUUCAGGUCAAUCUGGACUUCAGUUCUGAAGCCGAUAUGAUCAGAAAAUUUCGAGUUGGUCUUGCUUUGCAGCCUAUAGCGACAGCUCUGUUUGCCAAUUCACCUUUCACCGAAGGAAAACCAAAUGGUUUUCUUAGCAUGAGAAGCCAAAUUUGGACUGAUACAGAUAAUAACCGGGCUGGCAUGCUUCCGUUUGUUUUUGAUGACUCCUUUGGGUUUGAGCAGUAUGUUGAUUAUGCUCUUGAUGUUCCAAUGUAUUUUGUCUAUCGGAAGAAGAAGUACAUAGACUGUACUGGGAUGUCAUUCCGGGAUUUUUUGGCGGGUAAACUCCCUUGUAUUCCGGGUGAACUUCCAACUCUGAAUGACUGGGAGAACCAUUUGACAACAAUAUUUCCUGAGGUCAGGUUGAAGAGAUAUUUAGAGAUGAGAGGUGCUGAUGGAGGACCUUGGAGGAGGCUAUGUGCCCUGCCAGCUUUUUGGGUGGGUCUGCUAUAUGAUGAAGUUUCGCUGCAGAAUGUCCUAGACAUGGUUGCAGACUGGACCCCAGAAGAAAGGCAGAUGUUGAGAAAUAAGGUCCCAAAGACUGGUUUAAAAACUCCUUUUCGAGAUGGGUACUUGAGGCAUAUUGCCGAAUAUGUUGUGCAGUUGGCAAAGGAUGGCUUGGAGAGACGAGGCUUUAAGGAGUCGGGAUUCUUGAAUGAGGUGAAAGAGGUGGUGAGAACAGGGGUGACACCAGCCGAGAAGCUUCUGGAGAUGUACAAUGGAAAAUGGGGACAAUCAGUCGAUCCCGUUUUCGAGGAGUUAUUGUACUGAAGUUCUAGAGAGUUACUGAACACAAGUUUCGGUAGUCCUUUGGAUUCAACCCUAUGUGUUUAUCUUCUGAUUGGCCUUUUAUUUGUAGUCUUUAAUGUAGCAAUGGGCGUAAUAAGUCAUCAUGUAUUAAUUAUCUCAUGAGGCAUCUCAUGACGUUUCCAUUGUUCUUCUUUCUUUUCGAUAUCAAUCAUUGUAUCCCUUUACAAAAUAUUAAUCCGAACUUUAGAAAUCCGGUUUCAUUGUC
Eucalyptus grandis is the source of this 1986-nucleotide messenger RNA. RefSeq names its product glutamate--cysteine ligase, chloroplastic. Gene Ontology annotation, molecular function: glutamate-cysteine ligase activity. The coding region runs from base 162 to 1742 and encodes 526 amino acids. The record is from RefSeq and is a predicted model, not a curated record. Gene Ontology annotation, biological process: modified amino acid biosynthetic process; glutathione biosynthetic process. The transcript has 16 exons. NCBI's taxonomy places the organism in Eukaryota, Viridiplantae, Streptophyta, Magnoliopsida, Myrtales, Myrtaceae.